AUGAGAAACUUACCUGCGCUUGUUCGUGAGAAAUUUCAAGCAGCUCAAACUGCUGGUGAUAUCACCUAUUUCCCAACUCAAUUGGUCAUUUUGAAUUGUAAUUCAUUGCCAUUUCAAUUACGGUAUUCUCCUGCCCUGGCACAUAAGCCCAAGUCCGAUAAACCUAAAGAUACCUCCCAAAAGUCAUUUGAUCCAUUUCUAAAACCUCCCAAGUCGUUGCUAGUUGCGGAGAUUGGCUCGCACAACAUCGUACUCAAUAAAUAUCCCGUCAUACCGGAUCAUUUCAUUCUUGCAACAAAAGAGUUCAAGAAACAAACAUACUUGCUGGAAGAGGCAGAUCUUGUGGCAGCAUACGACUGUUUGAAAUCUUACCAUGCAGGAGGAGAAGAAUUGUUCGGUUUCUUCAACUCAGGAGACCAUUCUGGAGCAUCACAGCCUCACAGGCACAUACAAUUCCUCCCGGUCGAAUCCAUGAGGACAGGAUUAGGUCAAGAGCUGGAAUGGUCUCCAUUGGCAGACCAUCUCGCCGAGAUACCUGCACCUGAGCUACCAUUCACAUAUUUCGCCGCAACUCUCCCAAUUAAUAUUCGUCCCUCGGAUUUACACGCCAUCUACAUCGAUUUACACCAGAAAGCUUGCCAACUGAUGAAAGUCAAAUCUCCUGCGAACCAUAAGAGUGAAUCGACUAUCAGCUACAACCUUGGACUUACCGAUAGAUCAAUUGUGCUGUGCCCACGAACAUCAGAAGGACUUUCCAUUAAGGAUAGCGAGGGCAAUACCAUUGGAUAUAUUGCUCUGAACGGAACUCUCCUAGCAGGUACCCUAUUGGUGAAGAGUGAGACUGAGUGGGAUGCUGUGCGUAAGAAUGCGGAACUUCUUGUUGAUGUCCUGAAGACAAUUGGAGUCCCUCGGAACAUAAUCGAUCAUCAAUAUCGACCUUCUGCCUCCUUUGACAAACUAAUAGAGGGAAAGAUAUAG
Sclerotinia borealis F-4128 is the source of this 978-nucleotide messenger RNA. Lineage: Eukaryota; Fungi; Ascomycota; Leotiomycetes; Helotiales; Sclerotiniaceae. The record is from the annotation of a GenBank genome assembly.